Messenger RNA from Drosophila pseudoobscura, 701 nucleotides. RefSeq names its product lysozyme. The record is from RefSeq and is a predicted model, not a curated record. Bases 134 to 631 code for a protein of 165 amino acids. NCBI's taxonomy places the organism in Eukaryota, Metazoa, Arthropoda, Insecta, Diptera, Drosophilidae. Gene Ontology annotation, molecular function: lysozyme activity. The transcript is spliced from 4 exons.
GCUUUCGAUUUAGUACUUCAGCUCGGGUCAGAAGCGUCGCACCUGGCAGCGAGCGAGCAAGCAACCGAGCGACGUGUGCAAAUGAGAUUGUAAAGCACGCCAUCGCAUACGAAGCCCACGAAACGCGUUGAAGAUGAAACAUUUUUGCCUGUGUCUGAUGCCCGUGCUGGUCCUGCUGCUGUUGGGAUCUGAGCGGGUGGAGGCAAAGAAGUAUCUGCGCUGUGAACUCACCCGCGUGCUGGUGGAAAACUACAACUUUGACAAGACUUUCCUCUCCAAUUGGAUUUGCCUGGUGGAGCACGAGAGCAACCUGGACACCAGCAAGAUAACGCUCAAGCAGAACGACAGCAAGAACUAUGGCCUUUUCCAGAUCAACAGCAAGGACUACUGCGCCGAAGGACGCAAAGGCGGGCAAUGCAAUAUGAAAUGUGAAGACUUCUCCAACGACGAUAUUGUCGAUGACAUUGCCUGUGCCAAAAUGAUCCAGGAGCGCGAGGGCUUCAAGUACUGGAAGAAAUGGGAUCGCUUCUGUCGGAAUUCUCAGAAUCUGCCCAAUCUGCGUGUGGCCUGCAAUCUGCGUAGCCUGUCGCCCCUGCGCACACCCCGCAGUUUCUUCUACAUCUCAGGCUGAUGACUUACUCCUAUACAUAUAAUACAUGCAUAGACCUCUCCAGAUACUAGUAUAUGUACAAAGUACUAAU